Molecule: messenger RNA, 156 nt
Organism: Symbiodinium natans
Lineage: Eukaryota; Dinophyceae; Suessiales; Symbiodiniaceae
Source: the annotation of a GenBank genome assembly
AUGAAAACAUCCCACGCGCAGCCGGUCCUCGAACUGGAGCUGGAUUGCGGCGGGUGGUGCAAGAAGGAGCCGGCCCUCUUCGCAUACGCGAAGGGAUCGGAGGCCUGUGCGACAAGCCUGGGCCGUCAUGUCUGGCGCGUGGCUGCCUUUACCGGA